CUUUUCCCGGCAGUGAUGACGACGAAGCAUCCAAGGAUCAGUUUGAUUCACUCGCUCGCAAUCAACGGAGAGAUUGAAAGGGGCAAUGUAGCAUGGCGAUGACACAGGCGUGCAGAGCCCGUUGAAACCAGAAAACAGCACUCCGAUUCAUAGCUUUCGCUGCUUGGUCGCACGAUGGCUGCCAGUGCCGCAGCCCAGGUGAGAAGAGGGAGCUGCAGGCCAGGCAAAUCCCUACAUCAUUGACGUGAAUCUUUUGUGUUGUCUGUGUGGUUUGUCAUUCGGUUUGGUACAGAUGAGCGCAGCGAUAGGGUGGCAGCUGCUGCCGCAGGUACAAGCCUAUCGGCUGAAGCAGGCUCAGGUAUCAGCUGACAACACACAUACCGACUCGUCCAUUCCAUGCAGUGCAUCCAAAGCUCAUCGGCUGCUUGCUUCUGUGUGUGGGUGUGUGGGUGUGUGGGUGUGUGUGCAGGUCAACAGCUGCAUCGACCAACUUCUGCAGAUGGACACCGCAGCUUCGAUGGCACCACUGGUGCGGCAGGCUGCCAAACACACCACACAACAGCACAAAGCCCUCUGUGUGUCUGUGGAGUCUCCUUUGCUUGGCGUCGCUCUGGUCGUGUUGAUUCAUUCGUCAGAUGGUGGCCAAGGUGAGUCGUCAAUUUGCUGCUGUGUCCGAGCUGCUGGCCGAGUUGGCAGAGACCAUCAACUCGACCAUCGCACUCACAAGACACAGCCGCACUCAUGUGAGCGGGGGAGUGACCACAGGCAGGCACAAACACAAGACCCACACUGAUGUGGUGUGUUGUGCACCUCUUAUGUGCUGUUUGGUGUGUUUGCUGUGUGUCAUCAGGCCCAACGGUUGCACAUCUCUGACAUUCCCGCCAACCCCAUGAGCGUCAUCCUGUCACUGUCUGCCCUCACCACCAUUGCCCACCUCAAGGCGACAGCCCGCCACUUCAGAAACGCCCUGCGGCCCAUCAUCCGAAAUAUUUGGCUGCCGAAGGCCAUCGAGGUGGCGGGGGUGGGCGGUGUGGUGCAGUUCGACAAUCAGCUGAGCCACGGCGAUGUGAUGAAGGCCAUGUGGGUGGUGGAGGAGGGGGGCGAGGGCGGCUGGGGGGAGGUGAGUGACACACUCAGAUUCGGUGAGCAUUUCGGCUAUUGCCAGCUGCCGGUCACUGUGGGUGCCGGAGACCUGCAGACACACCCCACCAAGACGGUAAACACGACACACAGAAGAGGCAAUGGGUGAGCUGCUGGAUGUGUGUGUGUGGUCUUCAUUCAGGACUUCUUGGCGCUGCCCCGUUUCUGUGCCCAGUGGAUGCUCGUCGGCCGCCGUGUGGCCCUCCGCCGCCCCACCGGCCAGCAAGACGGCACGCUUCAGCUGUCCCUUCACAACAACGAGAUCAGGGUCAUCCGCAACGAGCCCAACUUCGCCAUCGUCAUCAACCCGCCCCUCCCCAAGCCCAACAGCCCCGUCCAUCCCUUCUCGCAGCACCCCUUCACCCACCACGCCAAGCCGCACGACCCGCCAGUCCGCUGCCGCAUCCGGUGGCAGACUGGUGUGGGCUGGGUGACGCUUGGCGUCAACGACGGGGGCGUUGACGCGUCGGCGAGCUCCGUGUGGAAGCGUCUGGUGCUGCGUCACCGGCUGUUGGCUGUGGGCGGCUUUACCCAGUCGCCACCGGUGGCGGUGGACCGGUGAGUGGAUGGACGGCAUACAAUGAGAGGGUUAAUGGCCAUGUGAUGUGUGUGUCAGGGGUGGGCGCGGCGGCCAACUCGACCGCAUCAUCAUUCAAUCGCCGCACAUGCUCCUCACCGAAUGCUCGGACGUGAUUGCGUGCGAGUGGGCCGGUGGGACCUGUGUACAGACGCAUGUGCUGACAUCAUCGGACGACCCAUUUAUCGCGUGGAUUUUCUUCGUCAUCUUCCCAGGCGACAACCAGAGCGGUACGCACACACACACACUGACAACACAUCCUCGUGCUGUCGUAUCGUUUGAUCAUCCGCUCUCCGCGUCAUCAUGCAGUGCGCGUCUACAUCACUACCACCGAGGCUGCAGCAGCAGGUGUCCGUCAUGACGCACCCUUCGCCCAGCGAUUCCCCCGGACGGCCGCCAAGGUGCGUCGCGUGCUCGGGCCCAUCACCGCCAUCGUGCUCGACGGCCAGGCGCCAUAGAUAUUGACGACGGCCAGGCGCCAAUAGCUAUUCGGACGCGUGUGCACACAGAAAAUUGCAGUUAAGUUGCAUGACCGCUGACAGAGUCUAUACAAAAUGUGUUGAGACACACACACAGAGACACUGAAUGACCUGCUCAUAUAAAGGCCGCCGGAAAAAAGCA
Molecule: messenger RNA, 2338 nt
Organism: Vitrella brassicaformis
Lineage: Eukaryota; Vitrellaceae
Source: the annotation of a GenBank genome assembly